This is a messenger RNA of Symbiodinium sp. CCMP2592, 936 nucleotides long. The record is from the annotation of a GenBank genome assembly. Lineage: Eukaryota; Dinophyceae; Suessiales; Symbiodiniaceae.
AUGCUGUCCGUCGGCGGAGUGCGCUUCAACCGCGCGCCGCCGCUUUCGGGUGCUCCAACUGGAGCCGCGGAGGUGCCGGCGAACCACCUGCGGUUUUCAGCCUGCCAUGGCUCAGCGAGGUGCUGGCCGGCUUCCCUGAUGUGGACAUGCCGCAGCAUGCUUGGAGCAGCACGGCGGCGAAUGCUGGCGCCUGCGCAGCACUGCCGUACGGCCUCGAAGGAUCGGCGAGUCUUCAAGCUCGAGCGAUUCCUCAGCAAGGCGUCGGCCAGGCAAGAAGGUGAGGACGUGGAGGUGGUGCCAGACACUGUACCCGGUGCCUCGGAGGCGAACUUCUCCCGCAUCUACGCCCGCGAGGAGUGGGGCGCAGACGCUUUGUCGGGAUUGGGGUCGCGUGAAGAAACAACCCGAGAGUUCCGGGUCUUCCUGGAAUCCUUCCUACGUGACAACUCGGUGCGCUCCGUCGUCGACGCAGGCUGCGGGCACUGGCCUUCAGGGUACCAGAGAUUCAUGAACUGGCAGGGCGUGCAUUACACGGGCAUCGACGUUGUGCCAUAUGUGGUGGCGGAGAAUGCCGCAUAUUUCCAGGCUGAGCAGAACCUCGCGACCCAUGGGCUCUCAAGUGCCCGGGCUCUCUGCGGCGAUGUCUCCGAGCAGCUCCCGCCGGCGGAGCUUUUGCUGGUGAAGGAUGUUUUGAUGCACUUACCCAACCGGGCAGUGCACAGCUUCCUCGAGAAGAGCGUCAACUCUGCAAAGUACCGGAUGGUGAUGCUCGUCCAGAACGAAGUGCCGCGAGUUGCCAUACGAGAUAUGGUGGACAUUGAGCCAGGGCAGCUCUUGUCCUUCGAUAUCACCAAACCACCCUUCAGUGCUCGCUUCGAGCCGGUGUUCCGCUGGAAGAGUGACGAGCCUAAGGUCGCGCAGCUUUGGAAGAAAUGA